CCCGGAUUGAUUUUGGGAGGGAAAAGAAACCGGUUUGUCUUAACCGAUUUAGUCCUUUUUUGGCUUUUUGCUAUAAAAUCCCAAAUGUUACGAUGAUCAUCGGACUUACAAAUCCAGCUGCUCGAUAUCUGACGGCAUCAUCGUACGCCGCCAUGAGAGGCCCUAGACCCGAUGAUUUCGAUACGAAUCCAGCGACGCCAAACGCUGGGCAGCCGACACCGACUUAUCCCGCCGGUGGCCGGAAGAAAGCCGUCGGCGUGAGGCCGUGGUUGGAGCUUUGCUCGUCGGGGCAGACGAAGAUGAUGGAAGCUGGAAAGCACAGCAUCAUGCGGCAAACGGGAUUACCGGCACGGGAUCUUCGGAUUCUCGAUCCACUGUUGUCGUAUCCAUCUACUGUUCUGGGUCGAGAGAGAGCGAUUGUCAUCAAUCUGGAGCAUAUUAAGGCGAUCAUCACCGCGCAAGAGGUUCUGCUGCUUAAUUCCAAGGAUCCUUCGGUGUCACCUUUCAUCGACGAGUUGCAAAGGCGGAUUCUGUGCCACCAUCACGCCACUAAACCUCAGGAGGAAGAGAACUAUGAGGGAGAGGCUCAUACGAGGAUGGAUCCCCGCCAAGGAGAAUCUGGAACGCCACAAUUUUUUGGGGAUCAAGGGAGUGAAGGCAAGAAGGAUGCGAAGCAAAGCUUUGAGAAUCAAGAUGGAUCUAAGGUUCUUCCGUUCGAGUUUGUUGCUCUCGAAGCAUGCCUUGAAGCUGCAUCCAGCAGUUUGGAAAGCGAGGCCGUGAGAUUGGAGUUGGAGGCUCAUCCAGCCUUGGACAAGCUUACGUCCAAGAUCAGUACCCUCAACUUGGAGCGGGUUCGACAGAUUAAAAGCAGGCUGGUUGCAAUAACUGGACGUGUUCAGAAGGUUAGGGACGAACUAGAACAUCUGCUGGACGAUGAUGAAGAUAUGGCUGAGAUGUAUCUUACAGAUAAAUUAGCUCAGAAACUUGAGAAUUCGCUUCCUCCCGAAUUUGCAUUGGAUGCUAACAGAGAUGAAAGCUAUCUUCGAACCAAUGAUCUUCUUAUGAGUGCUCAUAGUGCGCUUAGUAGAAAUAGCCGUGGGACUCAUACAAGCUCAACCCGGAGUGCCAUGACCCAUAAAUUCGACGUGGAAGAGCUCGAAAUGCUUUUGGAAGCAUAUUUCGUGCAGAUCGAUGGUACACUGAACAAACUAUCAACACUAAGGGAAUAUGUGGAUGACACAGAGGACUACAUCAACAUAAUGCUAGAUGACAAACAGAAUCAUCUUCUGCAAAUGGGUGUGAUGCUAACAACGGCGACUCUCGUGAUGAGCGCCUUUAUCGCUGUUGCUGGAGUAUUCGGUAUGAACAUCAACAUAGAGCUGUUCAAGGAUGACGUAGCUGGUCCAGCAAAAUUCAAAUGGACUGUGAUUGGAGGUAUUGCCGGAAGUGUGUUCCUCUAUGUUGGUGCCAUCGGGUGGUGCAAGCACAAGCGCUUGCUUGAAUGA
Thlaspi arvense is the source of this 1505-nucleotide messenger RNA. Lineage: Eukaryota; Viridiplantae; Streptophyta; Magnoliopsida; Brassicales; Brassicaceae. The record is from the annotation of a GenBank genome assembly.